Messenger RNA from Sclerotinia sclerotiorum 1980 UF-70, 822 nucleotides. RefSeq lists its product as hypothetical. The transcript is spliced from 3 exons. The coding region runs from base 1 to 822 and encodes 273 amino acids. Gene Ontology annotation, molecular function: DNA-binding transcription factor activity. NCBI's taxonomy places the organism in Eukaryota, Fungi, Ascomycota, Leotiomycetes, Helotiales, Sclerotiniaceae. The record is from RefSeq and is a predicted model, not a curated record. Gene Ontology annotation, biological process: regulation of DNA-templated transcription.
AUGUCUCGACACAGCUAUUCAUACUCUACGUCUACUACCGCCAGACACAUGACAACUCACGGCACCAGCAGCGCUUUCAGCAGUUCUGCCAAUCCAGAUGAAGACUGGACCAAGAUUUCCGAUCUUGCUGAGCGCCGAAGAAUUCAGAAUCGUAUUGCUCAAAGAAACUACCGCAAGAAGCUCAAGAGACGUCUCGAAGACCUCGAGCGCAGAGCCGGUUCCUCUUCAGCUUCCCCACCUCAAGCGCAUGUGGAGCUCCAUCAACAACCAGAGCGCAGCAACGAGAAUCAACAAUACAGAAGGAGCCCAGAAAAUGUGCAACGACAGGUCUCUCCAAGACUCUUGCCUAGCCAAUACACACCUCCCAUGCACAGCGAUGACGAGAUCAUCUUCUCUCAAAAUUUCGAUCGUGAUGGAUCUAGAACACCACCUCUAUUCACAUAUCACACAUACCCUGCUCCCGAGGAUAUUUCCUACCCACCAUACCCACAUUCACAGCCAUAUCGCGCCAUUUCCGACAGUGAACGAUCAGAAGCAUACCAGCAUUACAUGGCACCUGCAGUGCCAGUGACUUUACCUUCCAUGAUGCACUUCAACGACGCAAUCAAGCGGGAACCUGAAGAUACCAUGAGUCCCUACAAUAUGAGCUACCAAGGCUUGCCAGCAAUCGAUAUUCAUUCACAUCACGGUUAUGAUAAUCCUCAUACGCCACCUCUAUCACACUCUUACGAGCAUUCUACCACAUGUUCCGAGUCCGGAUACCAAUAUCCCACUACUCCUCUGUCCAUGCCUCCGUCACCACGCAUGAUGACGCAUAUAUGA